UUAAUGAAGAAAAAUAUUACUGGCAGUAGCAAUCAAACCUUUCUUACCAGGAACUUUGAUUUGGUUUUGUGCCCAAAAUAUCCUGUUAUUUUUGUGAGAUAGGAGGUUUGUAUUAUAGAUUGAUGAAUAAUUUAUUUUCUAUAUAUUGGACACUUUUUGUUCUGUUUCUUACAUAGCAUGUCACUUAAAUGAUACCUUCUCUUCCUCCAUACCUGAAUGAUUUUGGAAGUUCUGAGCAUUUGGUGGCAUUAGGCAUAUAAAAGAAGAACUUUAUUAAGGGAAAAUAUGUUUCCUUUUGUUUUUCUAAUGGAAAGCAGUAUAUUUUUUUUUGUAAGAGUUUUGGUAGUGCAGGGAUGGAGAUGAUGACCUGGAAGAAAGUGAAGACAGUAAACAAGGUAAAGAAAGCUGGAAAAGAGUGACCUUUGCUUCACCGGAUGAUGAGGCAACUGAAGAUGCAGGUGUUUUAAAUGUAAAGAAAAAUUCUGAUGAAGAUAAAUCCUCUUUUCAAAAAAGACAGGAAAAGGUAGUUAGGAAUUUGAGGAAUUUUUAAUAUGCUUGACAUGAUUGUGGAACUCACAGACUACUAACAAAUCUUCUCUAUUUUUCUUUUUUUUUUUUUUUUUGAGAUGGAGUCUUGCUCUAUCACCCAGGCUGGAGUGCAAUGGCACGAUCUUGGCUCACUGCAGCCUCCGCCUCCUGAUUUCAAGUGAUUCUCCUUCAGCCUCUUGAGUAGCUGAGAUUAGAGGUGCAUGCCACCAAGCCUGGCUAAUUUUUAUAUUUUUAGAAGACAAGGGGUUUCACCGUGUUGGCCAGGCUGGUCUUGAACUCCUGACCUCAGGUGAUCCUCCUGCCUUGGCCUCCCAAAGUGCUGAGGAUACAGGUGUGAGCCACUGUGCCCCAGCCUUCCCUAUUUUUCUUGUGGUAACUAGUAACCAUCCUUUGAAAACAAAUAUGUUGGCCAGGUGUGGUGGCUUACACCUGUAAUCCUAGCAUUUUGGUAGUCUGAAGCAGGAGGAUCGCUUGAGCUCAGGAGUUCAAGACCAGCCUGGGCAACAUAGUGAGAACUUGUCUCUACAAAAAAUACAAAAAUUAGUGGGACACGGUGGUGUAUGCCUGUAGUCCAGCUACUCAGGUAGCUGAGGCAGGAGGAUCACUUCAGCCCAGGAGUUCAGUGCUGCAGUGAGCUAUGAUCACAUCACUCUCUCCAGCCUGGGUGGUGGAGCAAGAUCCUGUCUUCAAACAAACAAAGAAACAGAAAACUGAAAAUCUUGCUGCUACUCUCUAAUGCAAAAGCACAGUAUAUAGAGUUGCCAUAUGGAAAGCAUGUGAUUUGCAAAAAUCAGUGCCCGCAUUACCCAGCCUAUAGCUUUCAUCUUGGGGCCUGUGUGUAAAAUGAUUGUUUCUUUUCUGUCUCCCUUAUGUCUUUAUAUGCAUAGCAUAUCUCUCCUGACAAAGCUGUCCUGAGAACCUCUUCUUGUAACUGUUUUGACUGCUCCGGAGGAUGCCGCCUACGUCUUUAAGAUGAAUGACAAAAAUUACAUCUUUAGAAAAAGAGUUGUUAGAAAAAAGCCUUGGCUGCGUGUGGGGGAAGUGACAACACAGAAGAGACCAGAGAAGAGCCUCCUGGAGGAGAGCUGCGCUUUGACCAUGCUGUCCGGAUGGGUGUGGUGCACUCUUCUGCAGUGUUCACUUCUAUGCUUUUUCUAUGGUCCCAUUUCAUAGAAAGAUUUGGGGUGAUGUUUCUUUCCCUCAACUUUUUAUUUUAAAAACUUGCAAACACAGAAAAGUUGAUAAAAUCAUGCAGUGAACAUAUGUAUGCUAUUCAACUGGAUUCACUAGUUAACGUUUUGUCAUAUUUGUUUUCUCUCUUCCACGUAUGGAAGAUUGUAUAUGUGCCCUUCUUCCCCCUGAAUGAUUUCAAAGUAAGUUGGCAGUAUCAGAGCAUUUCACUGUUAAGUACUUUUGCAGAUAUCAUCUAAGAACCAGGACAUUCUCCUAUAUAAUCACAAUGCCAUUAAUCCACCCAAAAAUUUUAACAUCAAUACACUAAUGAUAUCUAAUGUAUGGAUUAUAAUCAGCUUUCUGGCAGUAAUCUGUUUAGAAGGCUUGCAUCCUGUCACUGUCCACCGAUUAAAUUUUGAACUCUAACUUGAAACCCUGGUCAUCUCAUUGCCUUCUUUCUUAUACCCAUUAAAUCCAAAGGAGCUCUCAUUUUAUUUCUACAGAAAAGAGAAUGGAAAAGAGGGGAAGAGUCCCUAGUACCUUGGAUAAAGUAUGAGCACUUACUACCAUAUGUAUUCUAGUUCUGUAGUUUUCAAACUUCAGGGAGCAUCUCAAGGCUUAUUAAAGCACAGAUAGCUGUCCUUCCCCACUCUCUGAUUCAGGAGGUGUGAGGCUGGCCCAGGAAUUUGCAUGUCUAACAAGUUCCCACAUGUUGCUGAUGCUGAGGGUCUAAGGAAUACAAUGCGUGAACCCGUGGUUUAGUGGAUAUCCACCUAAUGAAUACAUGUUGUAUUUCCUUUUGCACCUGUGAUUACAGAGGAAACACCUUUCAACUGGAAGAUAUCAUUAAACAGAGGAUAACAGAUCAGUUGAGAGACCAUCAUGCCCAGACCAACCCUAGUGUUGGUGCAGGAGCAAGCGACACCAAAAAGAAGAAAAUAAAUAAUGGCACUAACUCUGAGACAACCACUUCUGAUGGUUGCCACUCACCUGAGGAUGAAAAGAAGGCAAACCACCAACAUCAGGAAGCUCUAAGGAGGGAGCUAGAGGCCCAGGUUCAUACCAUACGAAUCCUUACAUGUCAGAAAACCGAGCUUCAGACGGCACUCUAUUACAGCCAGCAAGCUGUCAAACAGUUGGAAGGAGAGGCCAGGGAUCUGAUCGGCCGCCUGCAUGAUUCAUGGAAGUUUGCAGGAGAGUUAGAGCAGGCUCUCUCUGCCGUCACUACACAGAAGGAGAAGGCGGAUAAGUACAUCGAGGAGUUAACAAAGGAGAGGGACACCCUGAGUCUGGAACUGUACAGGAACACCAUAACCGAUGAGGAGCUGAAGGAGAAAAAUGCCGAAAUACAAGAAAAACUUCGACUUGUAGAAUCUGAAAAGUCUGAGAUCCAGCUCAACGUAAAGGAGCUAAAAAGGAAGCUGGAGAGGGCCAAGCUCCUGCUGCCACAGCAGCAGCUGCAGGCGGAGGCUGACCACCUGGGUAAGGAGCUGCAGAGUGUGUCAGCAAAGCUCCAAGCCCAGGUGGAAGAGAACGAGUUGUGGAACCGCCUGAACCAGCAACAGGAGGAGAAGAUGUGGAGCCAGGAGGAGAAGAUACGGGAGCGGGAGGAGAAGAUACGGGAGCGGGAGGAGAAGAUACAAGAGCAGGAGGAGAAGAUACGGGAGCAGGAGGAGAAGAUGCGGAGGCAGGAGGAGAUGAUGCGAGAGAAGGAGGAGAAGAUACGGGAGCUGGAGGAGAAGAUACAUGAGCAGGAAAAGAUAUGGGAGGAGGAGGAGAAGAGGCAGGAGCAGGAGAAGAUAUGCGAGCAGGAGAAGAGGCAGGAGCAGGAGGAGAAGAUGUGGAGGCAGGAGGAGAAGAUACACAAGCAGGAGGAGAAGAUACAGGAGCAGGAGGAGAAGAUGUGGAGGCAGGAGGAGAAGAUGCAUGAGCAGGAGAAGAUAUGGGAGGAGGAGAAGAGGCAGGAGCAGGAGGAGAAGAUGUGGAGGCAGGAGGAGAAGAUACGGGAGCAGGAGGAGAUGUGGAGGCAGAAGGAGAAGAUGCACCAGCAGGAGGAGAAGAUACGGGAGCAGGAGGAGAAGAUGUGGAGGCAGGAGGAGAAGAUAUGGGAGCAGGAGAAGAAGAUGUGGAGGCAGGAGGAGAAGAUACGGGAGCAGGAGGAGAAGAUGGGGAGGCAGGAGGAGAAGAUACGGGAGCAGGAAGAGAAGAUGCACGAGCAGGAGGAGAAGAUGUGGAGGCAGGAGGAGAAGAUGCACGAGCAGGAGAAGAUACGGGAGGAGGAGAAGAGGCAGGAGCAGGAGGAGAAGAUAUGGAGGCAGGAGGAGAAGAUACGGGAGCAGGAGAAGAUGUGGAGGCAGAAGGAGAAGAUGCACGAGCAGGAGGAAAAGAUACGGGAGCAGGAGGAGAAGAUGUGGAGGCAGGAGGAGAAGGUGCGGAAGCAGAAAGAUAUGAUGCGAGAGCAGGAGGAGAAGAUACGUGAGCAGGAGGAGAUGAUGCAGGAACAGGAGGAGAAGAUGCGGAGGCAGGAGGAGAAGAUGUGGGAGCAGGAAGUGAGGCUGCGGCACCAGGAGGAGAAGAUGCAGGAACUGGAGGAGCACCUGGAAGCUGCCAUCUACCGAGCAGAUGACAAGAACGCACAAACAAUAAACAUGUAAAAGCCGGCAGCAAGGCCUGGAGAAGAGUAAGCUGCCACGUGACUGUUUAGAAUAGAGUCUGAGCACAAACCUGAAAAAAAACAUUUAUUUAUUUUAAAUUGUGGCAAAAUACUAGCCAGGCACGGUGGCUCAUGCCUGUAAUCCCAGCAACUUGGGAGACCGAGGUGAAUGGAUGACCUGAGGUUAGGGGUUCAAGACCAGCCUGGCCAAUACAAAAAUUAGCCGGGCAUGGUGGCGCGUGCCUGUAAUCCCAGCUACUUGGGAGGCUGAGGCAGGAGAAUCGCUUGAACCUGCGAGGCAGACGUUGCAGUGAGCUGAGAUCGUGCCACUGCACUCAAGCCUGGGUGACAGAGCGAGACUCCGUCUCAAAAAAAAAAAAAAAGUUCUUCCUUACAUGUAUGUUUCUAUUGUGUUUUUUCUUGGUCUUUCUCGUUUAGUCUUGUGUUGUCUUAUGGCAUUCCUAAUAAACUUUGUUCUGCCUCCAGAG
Molecule: messenger RNA, 4863 nt
Organism: Pongo pygmaeus (Bornean orangutan)
Lineage: Eukaryota; Metazoa; Chordata; Mammalia; Primates; Hominidae
Product: golgin subfamily A member 6-like protein 1
Exons: 10
Coding region: 2499-4376 (625 amino acids)
Source: RefSeq, a predicted model, not a curated record